Canis lupus familiaris (dog) is the source of this 843-nucleotide messenger RNA. RefSeq names its product olfactory receptor family 5 subfamily F member 2 (gene OR5F2). Lineage: Eukaryota; Metazoa; Chordata; Mammalia; Carnivora; Canidae. Gene Ontology annotation, molecular function: olfactory receptor activity; G protein-coupled receptor activity; odorant binding. Gene Ontology annotation, biological process: G protein-coupled receptor signaling pathway; sensory perception of smell. Gene Ontology annotation, cellular component: membrane. The record is from RefSeq and is a predicted model, not a curated record.
AUGACCAGAAGAAACCAUACUUCACUAACUGAAUUCAUCCUGUUGGGAUUAGCAGACACAAUGGAGCUACAGGUCAUCCUCUUUUUGCUUUUUCUGGUGAUUUACACACUUACUGUUUUGGGGAAUGUUGGGAUGAUCCUCUUAAUCAGGACUGAUUCCCAACUUCACACACCCAUGUAUUUCUUCCUGGCUAACUUGUCCUUUGUGGAUGUUUGUUACUCCUCCACCAUCACCCCAAAGAUGCUGGUAGACUUAUUGUCAGAGAAGAAAACCAUCUCCUUUGCUGGCUGCUUCCUGCAAUUGUACUUCUUCAUCGCCUUGGCCACAACUGAAUGCAUCCUCUUUGGGUUAAUGGCCUAUGACCGCUAUGUGGCCAUAUGCAACCCACUACUUUACUCCUUGAUCAUGUCCAGGACUGUCUGCCUCAAAAUGGCAGCAGGGGCUUUUACAGCAGGAUUCUUGAACUCCAUGGUUAACACAAGUUAUAUAAGCAGCUUGCCAUUCUGCAGUUCCAAUGUCAUUCACCACUUCUUCUGUGACAGCCCUCCACUUUUUAGACUCUCAUGUUCUGACACACGCCUGAAUGAAAGCAUCUUUUCCACAUUUGCUGGUAUGAAUAUGGUCGGGGCUUUGUUGGUCAUCCUGACCUCUUAUUCCUACAUUCUGUUUUCAAUCUUCCAUAUGCAUUCAGGGGAGGGGAAGCGCAAAGCAUUCUCAACCUGUGGCUCUCACUUGACAGCUUUAACUCUGUUCUAUGCCACCGCCAUCUACACCUAUCUGAGACCUAGUUCCAGCUACUCCCUGAUAAGGACAAAGUGGCUUCUGUGUUCUACACAGUGGUGA